AAAUUACAUUUUCAUAUGCAAAAGAAUGGCACACUGCUACGCACAAGUGAUCAGGUGCUCCUUUCAAGACGGGACUAUUGCCUGCAAGCAUAUGAGGCGGAAGAUGGAAAAUAUAUGCUGAAUCCAAUGAAUUGUCCAAUUACCUAUGAGGAGCCUCCAACACUCAUGCUCAACACGAUAAUUCUGAUGAUUUCUGCUCCAUUCUUAUAUGCGACCAUUCUGAUCUACUGGCUCAUCCCGGAGUUGUGGAACUUGCACACCAAAUGUUUAAUUUGCUAUCUACUGUCGUUAGCUAUUGGCACCACGAUGAUUGUAGUGACAAACAUCCAAAAAUCGGAUUACGACAACUUGCUUUGCGCCAUUAUUGGAUUUGUGACGUACUAUUUCCUCACGGCGGUAUUUUUCUGGCUUAAUGUCAUCUGUUUUGAUCUUUGGCACAAUUUUCGCGGCACCAAAGGAAAUGUUCAGCAUUUGACUCAGAGAAAACGAUUCUUCUACUACGCUCUCUACGCUUGGGGUCUGCCGGCUCUGAUGACCGUUUUGACUAUAGCUUUGCAGUACUCCGAUUUGCCAAAUAAACUCAAGUCCGGUAUAGGAUAUUCCCAUUGUUGGUUGAAAGUUGACGACUGGUCAGCCAUGAUUUAUUUCUACGGACCCUGCCUAGUGCUUAUUGUUUUCAACAUGGUUAUAUUUUACCUAACCGCUGAGCGGAUCUACACCAUACGAAAGGAAUUGAAAAUGUUCUCUCAGGGCGAAGACAGCAGGCGACAUUUGCGUUCCCAAAAAAAUGAAACCAAUUUAAUGAAAUACUUUAGUUUAUGGCUCUUCUUUCGAUUGUUCAUUGUUAUGGGAAUCGGUUGGUUACUGGAAGUGCUGGGCUAUAUUGUUGGCAGUAAGAGUGAGUACGCCAUUUUUUUCGCAUUCGCCGACAUUUACAACGCUUCCCAGGGUUUGAUUUUAUUUGUGCUGUUGGUUAUGAAGAAGAAGGUGCUACUACUCAUAAAGAAGAGAAUUUUAUGCAUUGAGGGGUCUGAUACCACAGACUCAGCUGAUUCGCGGUGCUCUGAAGAGGACGUAGCGCUGCAAACUGUCACAAAUGGAAUUCCCUCGAUAUUGAAAUGAGUAAAUGAAUAGGUAAAAAAACAAAGGAUUUCGGUUUUCGUAUUUGGUUAUGGUGUUACUAACGGUUUUUUACGGUCGAAUGGAUCUAGGCUUGCUGCACAUUUAUUCCCUUAAAGCACACUAAUUUUACUUUUCUUGUUUGAAGUGGGUUGCAAUCGCAUGAAAUGUUUAGGAAAAUACUAUUUUGCAUACAUAGGUGUUUGUGUUUAUUUGAUAUACAUUUUAGAAACUACAGCAUGUUUGGUACUACUUUAACAUUCAUAUCGUCACCAUCAAUGCGAAAAGCUCAUACAUAUUUCCAAAAAAAAGUCAAUUAUAUACAUACAUUGAUAACGACGAUUUGCAUACAUACAUACAUACAUACGUUCUUCAAUCUAAUCCGCUUGAUUCCGCGAUGACCAAUAUAAAAACUAUGCUAUUUACAUACAUUACUUGCUUUGG
Rhagoletis zephyria (snowberry fruit fly) is the source of this 1563-nucleotide messenger RNA. Its product is annotated as G-protein coupled receptor Mth2-like. Gene Ontology annotation, cellular component: plasma membrane. The record is from RefSeq and is a predicted model, not a curated record. Gene Ontology annotation, molecular function: G protein-coupled peptide receptor activity. Lineage: Eukaryota; Metazoa; Arthropoda; Insecta; Diptera; Tephritidae. Gene Ontology annotation, biological process: cell surface receptor signaling pathway; G protein-coupled receptor signaling pathway.